This is a messenger RNA of Electrophorus electricus (electric eel), 1734 nucleotides long. RefSeq names its product C-C chemokine receptor type 5-like. Gene Ontology annotation, molecular function: C-C chemokine binding; C-C chemokine receptor activity. Gene Ontology annotation, biological process: immune response; cell chemotaxis; positive regulation of cytosolic calcium ion concentration. Gene Ontology annotation, cellular component: external side of plasma membrane; membrane. Lineage: Eukaryota; Metazoa; Chordata; Actinopteri; Gymnotiformes; Gymnotidae. The record is from RefSeq and is a predicted model, not a curated record.
UGCACAGGGUUCUUUCAACUCUACCCGUCAACUCUGUGACAAAUUAGGCAUAGAAGAGAUGUCUCCAACAGCGGAAACCUAUGCGGAUUACUAUAGCGAUGUUGCGAUACCCCAGCCCUGUAACAAUGCCAACGUGAGGGACUUCAGCAGUGUUUUCAUCCCCACGAUCUACAGCAUUGUCUUCAUCGUGGGCUCCGUGGGCAAUGGCCUGGUGGUGUGCGUCCUGGCAAAGUACCACAAGAGGUCCAACAUGACGGACGUGUGCCUCUUCAACCUGGCCUUGGCCGACCUGCUCUUCCUCGCAUCCCUGCCCUUCUGGGCCCACUACGCGGCCAUCGCCGAGUGGACAUUCGGCAGCUUCAUGUGCUCGGCCGUCACGGGCUUCUUCCAGCUUGGGUUCUACGGCAGCAUCUUCUUCAUGAUCCUCAUGACGGUGGACCGCUAUUCCGUCAUCGUGCACGCCCACACCCCCUUCCUGACCAAGCACCGCUCGGUGAACACAGGCGUGAGCUUGGCCGUGGUCUGCUGGGUGAUCAGCCUGGGGGCAUCGAUGCCCAGCAUCAUCUUCUCGCAAGUGAAGAACGAGUCGAGCGGGCAGACAUGCAAGGAGGAGUACCCAGAGGGCACCUACUGGAGGUUCUUCGGCUACCUGCAGCUCAACAUCCUGGGCCUGAUCCUGCCCCUCUCUGUCAUGGUGUUCUGCUACUCACGCAUCAUCCCCACCCUGAUCACUAUGAGGUCCCAGAAGAAGCACAAAGCCAUAAAACUGAUCCUGGCCCUGAUCCUGGUCUUCUUCUGCUUCUGGACGCCCUACAACGUGAUCAUUUUCAUGCAGUUCCUGCACCACGUUGGCUACAUGGCCAGCUGCGAGUGGCAGCAGACCUUGAGCAUGUCCAUGCAGUGGGUGGAAACACUGGGCUUCUGCCACUGCUGCCUAAACCCCAUCAUCUAUGCCUUUGUGGGGCAGAAGUUCAGGACUUUAGUGGUUAAGAUGCUGAAACAGUGGUUCCCCCUCUGCUUCAGCAAGUGCAGGACCCUCGCCAGUGAACUGUCAGAGAGGAGGAGCUCCACGUACUCCCGCUCCUCGGAAAUGUCCACCACAAAAAUCGUCUAGCUCUCAUGGCAGCGGGUCACGCCAUGCUCUCUGGGGGUGGGAGGCGUGUCUGCAGGUGGGCAGGGGGUGGAUAUGCACCCCACUGCUCACUGAAAGGAAAUCAUAACUUCAAACUUUACUCGACAGAGCUUGAUAUCUUACUGCUUGAUAUGGAUAUACAGGUGACUGCCCAAUUUCAUCCUUUUUGUUUUGGAAUCAUUGAUUACCUGGAGCUAAUCUAUUUUAAAUGCUGUUUGCACUCAGUUCUCUUUUUCACACUUCUCUGCAUGGUGGGUGUCAUCUGUGUUGUCUGAUGAAUGUAACAGUAGAAUGUAAGCCAUUAAAUCUUAUUUAGAUUCAUUUUUGUUUUAUUUAGAAAGAUCUGGAGAGAAAUGUUAAUCUUGCGUGUUUUGGCAGCUAAGUUGUAUUGUGUUUACAAUGUAGAAAUUAAUGUCAAGGAAUGUCAGUACAAGUCAAACUAUUAAUACCUUUACAUGUAGAGCAGUUAUCCAAAACAAAGCUUUGGAAGGAAUGUAAAAAUGUUGUAUGAUUUUGCUACAUUUUGUCUUUGCUACAUUUUGCUAACCAUGCAAUUGGAAUAAAGAAUUACCUUGUUAGAUGCAAAACUGUUUAAAUACAUA